Cornus florida is the source of this 1867-nucleotide messenger RNA. RefSeq names its product enhanced ethylene response protein 5. Gene Ontology annotation, cellular component: transcription export complex 2. The record is from RefSeq and is a predicted model, not a curated record. Gene Ontology annotation, biological process: post-transcriptional tethering of RNA polymerase II gene DNA at nuclear periphery; transcription elongation by RNA polymerase II; poly(A)+ mRNA export from nucleus. The transcript has 13 exons. Gene Ontology annotation, molecular function: RNA binding; double-stranded DNA binding. Lineage: Eukaryota; Viridiplantae; Streptophyta; Magnoliopsida; Cornales; Cornaceae. Bases 150 to 1391 code for a protein of 413 amino acids.
AGACGCUGGUACGUGCGCAGAAGUCCGCUUUUCUUCUUCUUCAGAACAAGUGUGGUUUGUUUGUUUGUCUGUGUGACACACAGUUCUGCAAGUCGAGGAUAUUAUUCAAUUAGUAAGAGAGUAGAGAGAGAGAGUUGAAGCAGAAAUCAAUGGCGUAUCUAAGCAUGGGAGAGGCACACAGACGAAUAACCGAAUAUCUAAACCGCUUCUCCGACGCCGUUUUUUCCCAAGAUUGCCCUUCUCUGAAGCAGCUCCUCGCCCUCUCCUCCGAUUCCCCCCCUCUCCUCUCCCUCGCCGAUGCUCUCAACGUCUUCCAGGACGCGAAUAGAGUCAUCAAACAGUCUGAUAGAUACACUGAGUUUGGUGAAAUCAUUGUUCCUUUGUUUCGCUCUUUACAAAAUUAUCGACUUGGACACUUGGUUGAUUCCUACCAGGCCUUCGAAAAAUUUGCCAAUGCUUUUAUUCAGGAGUUUCGGAAUUGGGAGUCGGCUUGGGCUUUAGAAGCAUUGUAUGUCAUAGCUUAUGAAAUUAGGGUUCUUGCAGAGAGGGCUGAUAGAGAACUAUCUUCUAUUGGAAAAAUGCCAGAGAAGUUGAAGGGGGCUGGUUCAUUCCUAAUGAAAGUUUUUGGGGUUCUCGCUGGGAAAGGCCCAAAACGUGUUGGAGCAUUAUAUGUGACAUGCCAAUUGUUCAAAAUUUACUUUAAGCUUGGUACAGUUCACCUUUGUCGAAGUGUGAUAAGAAGUAUUGAAACUGCUCGAAUAUUUGAUUUUGAGGAAUUCCCUGUCAGGGAUAAGGUAACCUACAUGUACUAUACAGGCCGUUUGGAAGUGUUCAAUGAAAAUUUUCCUGCUGCUGAUCAUAAAUUAUCAUACGCCUUAACACAUUGCGACCCUCGUAGUGAAGCAAAUAUCAGGAUGAUUCUGAAGUAUCUGAUACCUGUCAAGCUAUCAAUAGGCAUCUUACCUAAAAAUUCACUCCUCAAGAAGUAUAAACUGGUUGAGUACAGUGAUGUUCUACAAGCUCUAAAAAGUGGAGAUCUCCGACUUCUUCGACAAGCUCUUCAGGAACAUGAAGAUCAGUUCUUAAGAUCGGGUGUUUAUCUUGCCCUAGAGAAGCUAGAGCUCCUAGUUUACCAAAGAUUGGUAAAGAAAAUUUACAUAAUCCAGAAACAGAAGGAUCCAAGUAGAGCACACCAGGUCAAAUUAGAAGUAAUUGUUAAGGCAUUGAAAUGGCUCGAGAUAGACAUGGAUGUUGAUGAGGUAGAGUGCAUUAUGUCCAUUCUAAUAUACAAGAAUCUUGUGAAAGGGUAUUUUUCUCACAAGAGCAAAGUGGUUGUUCUGAGUAAGCAGGACCCUUUCCCCAAAUUGAAUGGUAAGCCUGUGAAUGCAUAAAGAUGGUCGGAAGGUUAUUUUUUAUAGAGCAACGUGCUACUCCAAUUUCAAUGGGCAAGUUAAUUUCAUGACCGGGCAAGUCAGAAUCCUGGUUCUUUAGCCGCCUAAGCUUCUGAUCUAAUUGAUUCUGGAGAAAUGGGGUCAGAUGCUGUGAUAUGUUGCCAUCACAGGCUGCAUUAUUUAGUAUCUUAGACAAGUAUAAUUUAUGUCCUUACUGAUAGAUCACUGUUCUUAGUGCAGCACCGUUCUAUGCUGCAAUGAAUGUAAGCUGUUCCGUUUAACUUUUAUUAAUAUUUCCCUUUUUUUUUUCUUUCUUUUUUCUUUUUUUUCUUUUUUUUUUAUAAUGGAUGAAAAUUUGAGGUGGUCGAAUGGGACUGAACGCUCUUCAGUUCAAAGACGUCUUAUAAUUAAUGUAUUCAUGAAAUGUUUGGGAGAGGGAUGAAGUUUAUGGCAUGGUCUUUAGUGGUUGGCAUUUA